AUGGCCGCACCAGUAACACUUCCCUCCAUUCAGGAUCCCCACGGCGCCUACGGCCAACCAGCCUACCCGAGGUCCUACCCUGGCGAUCCACGGGGUGACCCGCGCGCCGAUCCGCGCGCCAGCAAUUACAGCGCCUCCCCGAAUUCCGUUAACGGCUACCCGCCGCCGCAACCGGGUGGUCAUGCGCCGCAACUGCCGCCGUUGCAACCCCCGGGUGACCCCAGAUCUCCCACUUAUCCUCCCCCGCCAGAUGGAAGGGACGACUACUACAGAAAUCGCCAGCCUCCGCCGCAGUAUGGCGACCCCUACUAUCAAGAGUAUCACAACCGUCAAGGCCCGCCUCCUCCGGGUCGCUACGCCGACUACCCUCCACCUGGCCCUGGUGGUCCACGAUACGACUACCCACCAGGCGCACCGAGAUACGACUACGGUCAAGGAGGCCCUCCCAUGCAGCAAGCUGCCCCAAGACAACGAACCUCUAUAGCUUGCAGGUACUGCAGAAAGAGAAAGAUUCGGUGCAGCGGCUAUCAGAGUGCGCCUGGCGGCAAAUGCGUAAACUGCAGCAGGAUGAACCAGGAGUGCAUAUUCCAGCCCGUAUCUUCGUCUAGCUCGACUGCAUUUGUGCCCGUGUCGGCCAUCCAGGGAGGUGUUCCACCGGGAACGCCGCUCUAUGGGGCUUACGGGCAGCCUCUACCUCCGGGUUCGCUGCCUCCGCCACCAGGUCCCCAGGGUUAUCCCCCUCAGCCUGGCAACGGCGGUUACUACCAACAACCACUCCCUUCUCCAACGGGCGGCUACUCGCCCUACGAUGCGCAGCGUGGAAGGCGGCGGCCGAGGGACGAUGAAGUUGACGAGCUCCGACCUCCGCCACCCGAUCCGAACUCUGCAGACGAUCCUCGACGUCGCUCGCCAGCCUCGAGCUCGAAUCACAGCAGCCCGGGAGGCUACAUGGGCUACUCGCAAGGCGGUCAUCCCGGAUAUGACCCAAGAGCGCCUCCGGCUAGACAUAGCCCUGGACAGCCGGCGGCAGUACCUCACCCGCAGACGGGAGACGAGCGAGCCGCGGCAGCGACCCAGCGACAAAGCAAUUCCUCCACACCAGCAGCAUCCUCGAGCUCGGUUAUGAGCCUGAAUAAUUUGGUGGACACGACUCCAAAUGACAUUGACAGGAACAUGCUGGGAAGGCUGAACCGUCCUCCAGUGAGAAAGUGA
Molecule: messenger RNA, 1212 nt
Organism: Colletotrichum costaricense
Lineage: Eukaryota; Fungi; Ascomycota; Sordariomycetes; Glomerellales; Glomerellaceae
Exons: 2
Coding region: 1-1212 (403 amino acids)
Biological process (GO): regulation of DNA-templated transcription
Molecular function (GO): DNA-binding transcription factor activity, RNA polymerase II-specific; zinc ion binding
Source: RefSeq, a predicted model, not a curated record